Molecule: messenger RNA, 603 nt
Organism: Porites evermanni
Lineage: Eukaryota; Metazoa; Cnidaria; Anthozoa; Scleractinia; Poritidae
Source: the annotation of a GenBank genome assembly
AUGCUUGAGUUUUUUCAGAUGACACAGGCAUCUACCACUCGUAUUGUAAGAUCACUUUCCCAGGUUCCCAACUUGCGUGGCCUUAACUUGUCAUGGAACUGUUUAUCGUACAUUGGUAUGAAAGCUUUAAUUGAGAACCUACAUCAUGUAAAACAUUUAACCCGACUCGAGUUGUGUGGUGUCGAGAUUGGACAUCUCGAGUGUCAGUUACUUUCAACUUCAUUGAAGUAUAUUGGCAAUUUGGAAGUUCUUGAUUUGUCGGCAAACCCGCUUGCUCAUGGGAUUCCCGAACUCUGCAAACACCUGAACUGCGUCCCUCAUCUUAAUGAGCUGCGCCUGUACCAAACAAGCAUGGGUGAAGAGGAAGUCGCAGCUCUUGCGCAUGCGUUAAAGUAUGUUCCACAGCUGAGAACACUUGAGCUCUUUCAUAAUCCACUGGGUCGAGGAAUAGGUGAGCUGACCAAACACCUUAAAAGUACUCCUCGACUGCGAGUCUUGAGACUGACAUCUGUGCGGAUGACGCGCAAGGAAGCCAAAGACCUAUGCACUGAAGCGCUUCCAACCAGAAUCUUCCUUGACACGGAUUACCACGUAAGGGUUCUU